AUGGCUUCAAUACGAUCUCCGGAACCGCACAGCGCUGCAGACCCAUUUGAGCUACAACGUCUCGCUGAAGAGCUCGCUGAGCGCGAGGCAACAUCACCACCGGUGGCCACGGCCUUCGAUGAGGUCUCCAAGGCUGAACGUGACCUACCCAUCUAUGUACCCUUGUCUCAUGAAAACCCAUACCUACGCGCGGAGGCUUUCAAUGUGGAGGAGUUCUUGCUCUCGAGGGCUUACACGUCCUUGCCGGACUUGCGCCUGGAGCUACGAGACUACCUGGCGACCCUGAAGGAAGAACUCGUCAGACUUAUUAACGAUGACUACGAAGCUUUCAUCAGCCUCAGUACGGACUUAAGGGGAGAGGGUGCUCGGCUAGAGCGGAUGAAGGCCCCUCUAAAGGAUCUGAAGUACCAGGUGCUUACACCUCGUGAGCAGGGAACGCGGAAGAUACUGCAAGAUAUCCAGGACAAUACUGAACAGAAGUUGAAAGAGCGCUCAAAAAUCCGCGAACAGAAGGCAUUCUUGCACCUGCUGCUCAAGAUAUCGGAAUCUAUUACUCGUUUAGAAUCACUCUUGCUUAUUACCGUGCCCUCCGAUGGAGACCGGAUAUCCUCCGAGGUGAAUGCCCUCAGAGAUAUCCACCGCUCAGACGACCGUGGUCCCGAUGACAGGACUCGUGCCAACCGCGCCAAACACCUUGCACGCGUCGCGUCCGAGUACACUCAGUUGCUCUAUCACGUUUUCCGUGCUCGCGAGUACGGCAGCGCGUUCAUUGACGAGUCACAAUGGCGCGUUGACAGGAUCAAAUCCACACUGUCCUCAGACCUCGACCACCUAUUCGCGAGUACGCUCGUGGCGCUUGCAGCGGGCCGCGAGCAGGGCCGCGAGACCAAAGCGAGUGAGCUCGAGCGUAGCAAGUGGGUCGCGGACGUGACCGAGUGCCUCCGCACGUACGACAUGCUCGGGCUCUGGCGCGAUGCAGAGGACGUGCUGCGCAAGGAGGUGGUGCGCGACUUUGUGAAGAAGACGAUCCACCCAAAUGCGCUCUCGACCCCGCACUCCCCCAUCGUCCCACACACGCCGUUCGCGCCCAGUUCCGCUGCCUCGGGCGCACGCCCACACACGCCGCUGCCCACUGCGACGCAUCCCCCGCGCACGCCGUACACACCCUUCACCGCUUUCGCGUCCAAGCAGAACCCGUUCGCGCUUAGCCUGCACCCGUCCGCGGGUGGGGCUGAGGCCGCGCCGCCAAUACACAUGCUCGACGACCGCGACGACUCACUCGCGGCGCUAUACAACGCUGUACUGCGAUUCGUCGACCGCGACCUGAAGCGUGUGAUGGAAAUUGCGGAAGGUGUGUGCGCGAAGAGCGGUGCGCGUGGACGGAGGGAGGCGGGAGAACAGGGCGCGGGCUUCGAGGUCAUGGCGAAUGUCGUGUGGGCGGAGGUUGGCCGUGCGAUCAUGGACGAGCUAGGCAGUGUGGUGUUUGCGGCGGGGAAACCUGACGAGUUUCGUAAGCACCACGAGACGACGCAGGCGUUCACCCGCGCUUUAGAGUUCCUCGCACCUUCAUUACACUCCAUUGAGGUGAUGCGUGCGCACCCCACAUACACUGCCUUUGAGCGUCGAUGGCAACUUCCUGUUUACUUUCAAUUGCGGUGGAAGGAGAUCGUCACUAAGGUGGAGGAGUCGUUAGCCACCACUCGCCUAGAACGACUGAGCAGCAAAGCUAUAGCGCCCUUCGUGACUGCUCAAGCAGCCAUAGUAUGGGACGCAAUCAACACAUGCUGGAGUGCAGAAGUAUACAUACCCGAGCUUAGCCAUCGCUUCUGGAAAUUAACACUGCAGCUCAUUAGUCGAUACAAAGCAUGGCUUGACAACAGUCUGCCAGCAUUCGAACCCCCAUCCAAAGUUGCCGCAGCCGUCGCAGCUGAGAAGAUGGGACUCACUCCAGGAUCACCUGCAAAUUUACCGCGCGCUGCAACGCCAAACCUGCCGACAGAAGCUGCAUCGCCUGAGUCAACUGCGGUGGACGAGAUCUCUCUGCAGCAGUUUUCCACCGCUAUUAUCGAUAUCAAGGCGAUGGACGCGGAGGUCGUGAAGUUAUGGCGAGAGGAAUUGAGUGUGAUGAUGCCCGAGUCAAUAGACGAUGGGUCUGACGAAAAUAUUGGUCCCGAGGCUGAACCAAGUUAUUUCGUCUCCUUGAUUUUCCGUCCUGUCAGGACGUUCUUCGGCGUUGGAUCUGCAGACGGACCAGGGGCCCCGUUGAGAGACGAGCUCCUGCAAUCUUACGCCGAAGAGAUCUUCGAGAUCGUUACCCAGAGAUAUAUUCACUUCUUAUCGGCCAUGAAGAAGACGGAAGAAUCCCUACGCAGACUGAAGAAGAACAAAAAGACCUCAUACUCACUUUUUGGUUCAAGUUCGUCCAGGGAUGACGACGGUCGUGCUGAUGAAGAGAAGAUCCGCGUUCAAAUGGUUCUCGAUGUAGAGGCGUUUGGUAAGGACGCUGAAUCGCUUGGUGUGUCCGUGCAGCAAAGCGAGACCUUCAAAAUCCUGCGAGAGAUGGCAGGUAGCACCUUGACUGAUGCAGCAGAAUACGAUGAUAUGUAAAGCAAUAGUCCCCGGAAUAAUACAUGGAGGCGUUCAAUACUAUUGUACGCGGCGUGGAUUAUGACGACUCAGACGGUAGACAUUUACUAUGGUAUAUGGCACCUGUCCGCGAUACAAUAACUGCAGCACCAGCACUUAUGUCUUGAUCAUUAGAUUGUUUUUUCUUGACAAACGCUUCUCCACAACCUCCACACUUUCCCUGAGAAGGUGCCCAUCCUCGUAUUCGCUCCUGCGCCAGCUCUUGAAUCGCAGCAAAGACGCUGUCGUCGACGAGAUGUUUUGUUAUGAUCAGCAUAUCGCCAUCUGAGCGGUAUGCCUCCAGCAUGCCAGUAAAGAGCAUUCUGAACUCCGCAUACAACGUGGGCUUUGAGACGGAGUUGGCUGAAGUUGCUGUGAGCAGGCGCUUGAACAGCCGUGGAAGAGAGACGGCCUUUGCAGAGCUGAUAGUCAUCAGCGAUGCGAACGUCUCCUGCACAAGCAGGCGC
Molecule: messenger RNA, 3092 nt
Organism: Postia placenta MAD-698-R-SB12
Lineage: Eukaryota; Fungi; Basidiomycota; Agaricomycetes; Polyporales; Adustoporiaceae
Exons: 13
Coding region: 1-2607 (868 amino acids)
Biological process (GO): intra-Golgi vesicle-mediated transport; Golgi organization; protein transport
Cellular component (GO): COG complex; membrane
Source: RefSeq, a predicted model, not a curated record